GUAAACGAGUUUUAAAAACCUGUCUUUUAUUGCGAGUGUGAAUUAUUUGGAUUAAGUUCGUAAAAAUUUAUUGAAAAUAUUGAUAAGACAUCGGGUUAAAGGCCAAUAAAGCAAUUUUCAAUGCUAAGAUAUAUUGAAUUUGUUGGUGGGAAGCUCUCAUUUUUCUGCUGAUCAUGAAGAAGAGUUGUGAGUAGAAGCAGUCACACUUUUUCCGUAAAAUGUCGGCCAAAGUCCUACAAUAUGACACACACGAGUUGGAAACUUUCCUCCCUCACAGCCAACCAACUUACAUCAAUCCAGUACCCACCCAAAUUUAUUAUUUCGGCUCUUCUUACGAAGCCAAUUUAAAACAAUACUUGCUUGCUGCAAGAACAACACGUUAUGGAAGUGUUUAUAAAUCACAUCAAAAAUUCAUCUACAUUAGACCUAGUCCUCAAGUUGAUGUUAAGGUGACAGUGAGUGAAAAUGAGAAAGAUCUGGGCCAAGUUAAGGAAGAUUUUGACCCGUUCAAAGCCCGACAUUUGGACCAACCUGUCUCGAGCGGCGCCACCCUCACCCACCUCCUCAAAUCCUCCCUCGGCACCGGCAUCCUCUCAAUGCCUGCAGCAUUCAAAGCUUCCGGCCUCUGGCUUGGUGUCAUCACCACCAUGUUGGUAUCCCUAAUUUGCACACACACUGCCUAUGCUCUAGUCACCUCGGCUCACGCCUUGUACCGCAAAGCGGGCAAAACGUCGAUGAGCUAUGCGGAAGUUGCCGAAGAAUCCUGUCUUCGGGGACCCCCCUGGGCGAAAAAAUACGCCUUCUUGCUCAAACAAUUGGUCUUAUGGGCGAUUUUCGUAACUUAUUACGCCACAGGAAGUUGCUAUGCUGUUAUAGUUGCCGAGAAUUUCAAUUACGUGGCCUUCAACUAUUUAGGGAAUUUUGAUAAAAGAAUCACUAUAGCUAUGUUGUUUUUGCCCUUUUUGCUCAUUGCCUACGUGCCAAAUUUGAAGUAUUUGGCACCAGUAUCCAUGGUUGCCAAUUUUUGUAUGGCUAUAGGAUUAGGGAUCACGUGUUAUUAUCUCCUGAAUGACAUUCCGUCCAUUUCUGACAGACCGGCAGUGACAAAUCUGGCAACGUUGCCUGUUUGCAUCAGUAUAGUGAUUUUUGCAAUUGAAGCUAUCGGAGUUGUAAUGCCACUUGAAAACAACAUGAAAUCGCCACAAAAAUUCGUCGGACUUUUUGGAGUACUUAAUCAAGGGAUGACUUAUGUGACCAUCCUGUAUAUAAUUUUAGGUUUCUUAGGGUAUCUCAAAUAUGGUGAUCUUACGGCUGAUUCAAUCACGUUGAAUCUUCCACGAGAGGAAUAUGCUGCCCAAGCUGUGAAUCUCCUUAUCGGCCUUGCAGUAUUCUUCACUUACGGUCUAGUGUUUUACGUGUGUUUGGACAUUUUCUGGACCGAAAUCAAGCACCGUUUCACCACCAAAACAGCACUUGCUAAUUACGCCCUAAGAACUAUUCUUGUGAUGAUAAAUAUCAUAAUUGCGAUUCUAGUGCCUGCCAUUGUACCGUUUGUCGGUUUAAUCGGAGCGUUUUGUUUCUCGAUUUUGGGACUUGUAUGUCCUGUGAUUAUCGAAAUAUUUACGUUUUGGGAUCAGGGAUUUGGGAAGUUUUAUUGGAAAUUGUUUAAACAUUUGGUCGUUGUUUGUAUGGCGUUGCUUGCUGUUGUUUUUGGGUCGAAAGCGGCCAUCUCUGAUAUUGCAAAAACAUUUCACUGAAGCUUUGAAUGCUAAUAUAAAGCUCUAAUAUUUCGAAUCUUCGAGAAAAAAAAGGUUAUAACGUAAAACUUGACUAUUUAUUUGUGUUCUUUGUUUGUAAUAAAAUUAAAAUUACUUCUUCUUGAA
Molecule: messenger RNA, 1883 nt
Organism: Tribolium castaneum (red flour beetle)
Lineage: Eukaryota; Metazoa; Arthropoda; Insecta; Coleoptera; Tenebrionidae
Product: proton-coupled amino acid transporter-like protein pathetic
Exons: 7
Coding region: 219-1757 (512 amino acids)
Biological process (GO): amino acid transmembrane transport
Molecular function (GO): L-amino acid transmembrane transporter activity
Source: RefSeq, a predicted model, not a curated record